GCCGCGCCUCUGCGCGCACAGAGGGUCUGGGGGGGCACAAUGGGGCCAAACGGUCCCCGUGCGCUCCUGCUUCUGCUGCUCGUGCUCUCCAGCUCCAGAUCGCGGGCUUCCCAGAACUGCCUCAGCAAACAGCAGCUCCUCAUGGCCAUCCGUCAGCUGCAGCAGCUGCUGAAGGGCCAGGAGACGCGCUUUGCCGAGGGCAUCCGCAGCAUGAAGAGCCGGCUUGCCACGCUCCACAACUCUGUGAACAGAGGGGGCCCAGACACCCCGCAAGUUUCCUGCCCGGCUCUGCACACGCCUCCCGAUGGCAGAAAGUUUGGGAGCAAGUACUUCGUGGAUCACGAAGUCCACUUCACUUGCAACCCUGGCUUCCAGCUGCUCGGGCCCAGCAGUGUGCUGUGUCUUCCCAACGGCACCUGGACAGGGGAGCAGCCCCGCUGCAGAGAUAUCAGCGAAUGCUCCAGUCAGCCUUGCCAAAAUGGUGGAACUUGUGUGGAAGGAAUCAGCCAGUACAAAUGCAUCUGUCCUCAGGGAAGGACAGGAAGUCGCUGUCAGCAUCAGACCCAGACUGCCGCCCCCGAGGCCAGCAGCCCGUCCUUCAGCCGCGCGCCCCGCUGCGCGCAGGUGGAGCGGGCGCAGCACUGCAGCUGCGAGGCGGGAUUCCACCUGAGCGGCGCCCCCGCCGGCGACGGCGUCUGCCAGGAUGUGAACGAGUGUGAGCUCUAUGGACAGGACGGCCUGCUCGGGCUCUGCAUGCAUGCCUGCGUGAACACCCCUGGAUCCUACCGCUGCAGCUGCCCCCCUGGGUACCGGAUCCUGGGGGACGAGAAGAGCUGUGAAGAUAUCGAUGAGUGCGUGAGUCCACAGCAGGUGUGCCCCCCAGGGACCACGUGCAUCAACACUGGAGGAGGCUUCCAGUGCGUCAGCCCACAGUGUCCCGAGGGCAGUAGCAAUGUCAGCUACGUGAAGACGUCUCCCUUCCAGUGUGAGCGAAACCCCUGCCCCAUGGACAGCAGACCGUGCCGCCACUUGCCCAAGACCAUCUCUUUCCAUUACCUCUCCCUGCCCUCCAACCUGCAGACUCCCGUCACGCUCUUCCGCAUGGCCACCACGGCCUCUGUGCCGGGCCGAUCUGGACCCAACAGCCUUCGAUUUGGGAUCGUGGGUGGGAACAACCGCGGCCACUUUGUGAUGCAGCGCUCCGACCGGCAGACGGGAGAGCUGAUCCUCAUCCAGCCCCUGGAAGGGCCGCAGACGCUGGAGGUGGACGUGGACAUGUCCGAAUACCUGGACCGCUCCUUUCAGACCAACCACAUGUCAAAGGUCACCAUCUUUGUGUCCCCUUAUGACUUCUAG
This is a messenger RNA of Sorex fumeus (smoky shrew), 1356 nucleotides long. RefSeq names its product fibulin 7 (gene FBLN7). NCBI's taxonomy places the organism in Eukaryota, Metazoa, Chordata, Mammalia, Eulipotyphla, Soricidae. Gene Ontology annotation, molecular function: calcium ion binding. The transcript has 8 exons. Bases 40 to 1356 code for a protein of 438 amino acids. The record is from RefSeq and is a predicted model, not a curated record.